Molecule: messenger RNA, 7804 nt
Organism: Scophthalmus maximus (turbot)
Lineage: Eukaryota; Metazoa; Chordata; Actinopteri; Pleuronectiformes; Scophthalmidae
Gene: grid2ipa
Product: glutamate receptor, ionotropic, delta 2 (Grid2) interacting protein, a
Exons: 23
Coding region: 361-6387 (2008 amino acids)
Biological process (GO): regulation of DNA-templated transcription
Molecular function (GO): protein binding
Source: RefSeq, a predicted model, not a curated record
UGAGCGUGUCCCAGUUUUCUGAUCACUGCUCAGCCAUAGGGUUUGGACUGAGGCUAAGGCUGGACUGCCUCUUCCAGGAUGGAGAGCCCGGUUUUCAGAUGCUCUCCCCUCUCCUCUGGCCUCCCUGUCCUCAACUACAGAUCGCUGGUUCUCUGAUUGAAAACUGGGGAAGGCAUUGGCCUAUAUAACCUACAGAUGUGACCUUCUAGGCACACUUGAUUUGUCUAGCAGGGUAGACGUUUUUGGAGCCGGUGAGGAGCAGCACGAGAGUGUCCGAGGGCACUCUUUGGCUGUUUCGACCCCCAAGACGGGGGUAAGGGGAGGCUGGCCGGAACGUGCCCUGCCGCAAGCCGGGCAAGGAUGAGGCGUUUCCUGAGCCGAAAGGGCCGCUUCUCCCUGCGCCAGAGCAAGUCCGGGACCAGGAGUGCCUCCAAAGAUUUCUACCUCGGUCUCCCAGCCACCAAUCAGAACUGGCCAGAGGCGUUUGGUUUCCGGCUGGGUGGCACUGGGCCCAGCUACAUCUUAUCUGUGGUGGAGGGCAGCAGUGCCUUCCUGGCUGGCUUGCAGCCAGGGGACCAAGUGGUGGACAUUGAAGGCCAGGAUGUGACCAACCUCAGCACACCGGCGCUAGUCGCUUUGGCUCAGACCCUCAAGACCGUCCCACCCAGCAUCGGAGUGGUGUCACGGAUUGAACAGAUCGACAUCACCCCAGGCCCUGAUGGACGUUUUGGAUUCAUCAUCGUUGGAGACAGCCCUCUGAUGGUGGAGGACUGUGUGCCCCAUGGUCCGGCGGGUCGCAGCGGCCUGAAGGUGGGGGACUACGUCAUGGAGGUCAACGGCAUCCCAGUGAAGCAUCACGAAACGGCAGCGGCCAUGAUCAAGGCGGCUCAGGGUCGACCCCUGCGUCUGGGCGUGCUCAGCAUGGCGCGGCGACCAAAGCGGCUCAGCAGCAGCAUGAGGGUGCUGUCACAGAGCGGGGACAGCGUCAGGGACAGCCGUGCCCACAAGGCCAUGGAGUUCAACAAGAAGGUGGAGGAAGUGCUUGGGGAGGAGACAGAUGUGAAGGAACAUCUAUUUGAGGUGCUGAAGCAGUACGCUGCAGAGAGGGAUGUGGACAGUCUUGCCGAGGCCCUGCCUGACAUCCUGAUCACAGAGGAGCAUCAGCAGCUUAUUGACAGCGUCAGGAUCUUUAUUCCCAAGAAGCACCGUGAGCGUUUUGACGAGGUGGUCUCCCAGAGCCUGAUGAGCCGACUCAAGGGGCGGAGCUUCAGUGACCCCAGCCGCAACCGCCUUCGCCGCAGCCGGAGCGAGGACCACCCCGAGCGCCUUCUGGUUUCAACCCGCGCAAGCUCAGUGCCGCGCACCCACGCAGAAGAAGGCGUGUUCCCACCUACCAGAGGCAUGCGGAAGACCACCUCACUCAUAGCAGGCCACUCCAGUGGCACCACUACCAACUGCAGGACAGUGAGAGUGUGCAAGGGCAACAUGAGUUUUGGCUUCACCCUCAGAGGUCAUGCUCCAGUGUGGAUUGAUUCUGUCAUCCCUGGAAGCCCAGCAGACAAGGCAGGUCUAAAACCAGGAGACCGCAUCCUGUUUCUCAAUGGACUGGACAUGAGGACCUCCUCCCACGAGAAGGUGGUGUCCAUGCUGCAGGGCAGCGGCGCCAUGCCCACUCUCGUAGUCGAGGACGGACCACCUACUUUUGCUCUGGCGGAGCAGGACCUGGCGGGGGGCAGUGUUCCCACUGAGCGCUCCCGCUCCCCCGUGCUCAGCUCACUGCAGUGGGUGGCCGAGAUUCUGCCUCCCAGUAUCCGGGUUCAGGGCCGCACCUUCGGUCAGCAGCUGGAGCACCUGCUGACCAUCCAGGAGAGGUACACCAUCUGCAAGGCUUUGGAGAACUUCUUCCAGCACAGGAAUGUUGACACUCUGAUCGUGGAUGUGUUCCCGGUGCUGGAUACUCCAGCCAAACAGGUGAUCUGGCAGUUUGUUUACCAGCUGCUGACGUACGAGGAGCAGGAACACUGCCAGAGCAAGAUCUCACGCUUUCUCGGCUACAAAGCCCCAGUUCCACCACCACCACCACCACCUCCCCCUCCCCCGGAGCCUGAAGUUGCCCCUGAGCCCCAUCGCCGUAGCAGCUCCAUGAGGGUAACGGGAACCACGUACAGGAGCAGUGUGAGGGGACGUAGUUCUGAUGACCUGGUCAUUGGCACACACUUGGGCAUGGGCCUCCGUGCAGAGCCAGUGCUGGAGACAGGGAUGAGGUUGGCUCCAGGAGAGAGACAGUCAGGAGAUGGCACCUCACUUCCCGAGACUCCUAACAAUCUCACCAAUCUGUCAGCAGUGUACGCUGAACUGGAGAACAUGUAUUCGACCAAGAGGUCCAAGUCUCUGAAGAGCCGCCCUCCUCCGGCCCCUGAGAGUUUUCUGGAUCUGGAAACUGCUUCACGCUCAGCUUCCCCUACAAUACACAACACAGGUAGCCGUAAAGGUCCCUCAACCCCUGCAGCCUGGCAGGAGCCUCUCCCCAGCCCCCCUCUAGCCCAAUUCUACUCAUCAGGGCUGCCAAGUCAGACCAGUGCGGAGUCUAAUCCCUACAUCAGCUUGGACAGUCCCCCACCCUCGCCUCCAGAGCCUGCUGACUACCCAUCUAGUCCUCCUCCCCAACGCACCAGCAAUCGACGUUACACCUUUUCCAAACCACCCCGAUCAGAAGACACAGAUCGCUUCCUGGAUGCACUGAGCGAGCAGCUGGGACAGCGGGUGGCCAUCAUUGACGACUUUCUGACUCCUGAGAAUGACUACGAGGAGGAUGUUGUGCAGAUGGGUUUCCCAGAUGAGGAGGAUGAGGAUAAUGAAGAGGAGCUGGGAGUGGAUGAAGAAGAAAGUGGAGGAUUUGUAGCCCCGGAGCUGAGCAGCCCGAGUGAUGUUCACAGCAGCAGUGGAGAGGAGAAUGCCUCCUCUCUCACCUACUCCUCUUCCUCUGACCACAUUCCUCCUCCCCCCAUGACCCCUCCACCACCUCCACCGGUUCAGUUCAAUGACCCGGCGCCUCCCCCUCCAGCUCCUGCACAAGCUCAGCCUCAGCAACAUCAGCAGCAACAACAGCAACAACAGCAACAACAGCAACAGCAGCAACAGCAGCAACAACAGCAACAGCAGCAACAACAGCUUAACUACACGCCUGAACACUCCCCAAGAGCAUAUGUGCCAAUUCGCCGGAAAUCUGGACCACCUCCACCACCUCCACCCCGCAGUAAUCCACCACCUAAACGUCUCUCUCUCCAUAAAGCACUACCUUCAAGAGAGGACUUACAGGUUCAUGCUACCAUCCAAGAGCUAAAAGUCUACCAAGAACAACAAGCCUACCAGGAAAGACAAGCCUAUGAGGAACAGAAAGUGUACAAGGAGAGGCAGGCGUAUGAAGAGCAGAAAGCCUAUGAAGAACAACAACUGUUUCAAGAGCAACAGGCCUACCAGGAGAAACUUUUCAAAGAGAGACAAGCUUAUGAAGAGCAGAAAGCAUACGAGGAGCAAAAAGCUUUUGAAGAGCAACAAAUGUACCAGGAGCAACAAGCCUACCAAGAAAGACAAGCGUACGAACAGCGUCAAGCCUACCAGGAACAAAAAGUAUAUGAACAGCGUCAAGCCUAUAAGGAGCAAAAAGCAUUUGAAGAGCUCCAAGCCUACCAGGAGCAAAAAGCCUACGAGGAGCGCAAAGCUUAUGAGGAGCAAAAAGCCUUCGAGGAGCAACAAGCGUAUCAAGAGCAACAGAUGCAGCAGAUCUACCAGAGUCACCACUCAAUGCCUACCCAGCCAACACAGCAAAAAGCUCAAUCGCCACUUCCUCUCCAACAACUUCACCAGUCCUUACCCCCGCUCCCCUCUCCAGACUCCACCCAUCAACACGCCAACCAUCCUCUUUAUAUAAUGCGCCUAGCACAGCAGCAACAGGCCACCCAGAGUCAUCACCACCGACGUCUGUCUCGGUCAGCCCCUCCACCACAUCAGCCAUCAACCCAACCGACAGCCCAUCCCAGCCAACAAGAUCAGUAUGCUGAGGGCAUCUACCAAAGUCAGCAGGGCCUGAGACCCCAUCCCCACCAUUCUUCAGCGGAGAUGCUCCACCAGAUGCACCAAGCACCAGCCCAUCACUCCUCCGCCGAGAUGCUCAACCAGUUGCAACAAUCCCAGGCCCACCACUCAUCUGCUGAGAUGCUCCAGCAGAUGCAACAAGCCCAUGCCCACUACUCCUCUUCAGAAAUGCUCCACCAAAUACACAAAUCCAAGGCUGAGCAUUCUUCAACAGAGUUUCUGCACCAAAUGCAGCCUCACCACUCAUCAACAGAACUUCUCCAUCAAGCUCACCAGAUGCUUCGGGGUCAACCGCACCAUUCGUCCUCUGAGCUGCUCCAUCAAAUGCACAAGCCGCAGACUCACCACUCCUCCACAGAGCUGCUCCAUCAAGCCCAUCAAAUGCACCAACCUGUGCCCCAUCACUCCUCCACAGAGCUCCUGCAUCAAGCCCAGCAAGAGCCUGCCUCCCUUUCAGUUCAGCUAAAACGAGACAGCCAUUCACACCAGAGCCGCAGAAGUCUUAAGGGUCAUCAUCGAACCCAAGUGUCACCUCAAGGGAGACACCAAGAGCAGCAGAUCCAUCACCCCCAGCCCACCAAACCCUCUCCCCAGAGACCCCACUCUAUCCAGCAGACCCACCACCACUCCAGCACACCUCAGAUCCACCACAUCCACCACAUGACCCCACAGCCCCCUCCGAAGGACUUCCAACACCAGAUUCAUGUCAUCCACCCUCCACAGCAGCCCCACAGCCCCCAGCCUCUUCUUUCUACCUUUCAGCCCCUCCAGCCCCCGCAGCCCAGCCUCUCCACUUUCCAGCCUCUUCCCCAACACCACCAAUUGCAGCACCAAGUCCAGUCUUCCACCAAAACUGCCCGUCCACAUUCCCAGCCCUCACAUCACCUUCUGCAGUCCCAAAACCAGCCGCAAUCCCAGUCGUCCCACCAUAAACAGUCCCAUGGCCAGAGUCAGCCCCAGUCCCUCCCCCACUCUCUGUCUGAUCCCACAGAGCACCUACUAGAGCCCCCUCCCCCUCCACCCCCGCCCCCACCUUGCUCUCCUCCACCACUGCCACGGCCCGGUCUGUCCAGAAUGGAUUCCAACCACAUGAGUGUCAAGAGGUUGCGCUGGGAGCAAGUGGAGAAUUCAGAGGGGACUAUCUGGGGACAGUUGGGAGCAAAUUCUGAUUAUGAUAAACUGCAUGACAUGGUGAAGUAUCUGGAUCUGGAGCUGCACUUUGGGACACAGAAGAGCUCCAUGCCUGCUCCAGAGCCAUCUCUCCUGCCAGAAAGCUUCAAGAAGAAAGAUGUAAUAGAAAUUCUGUCCCAUAAGAAGGCUUACAAUGCCUCUAUUCUGAUAGCCCACCUGAAGCUGUCUCCUGCGGAGCUGCGACAAAUGCUGAUGACCAUGGUCACUGAUAGGCUGGAGCCGGCCCACAUCAAGCAGCUGCUGCUGUAUGCCCCCGACGCAGAGGAGGUCAAAAAGUACGAGGAGUACAGACAGGACCCCGGCAAACUCAGUGAGCCAGACCAGUUUGUGUUGCAGGUACAGUCCUGGCCGGGGAGUGGAUGGAUGUUAUCAGUGCCAGAGUACAAGACGCGCCUGCAGAGCCUCCUCUUCAAGUGUUCUCUACAGGAGAAGACAGAGGAGCUGAGGGGAGCGUACGACUGUAUCUGCAAGGCCUCCGUGGAGCUGAAGACCAGCAAGAAACUAGCAAAGAUACUAGAGUUUGUGCUGGCAAUGGGAAACUACUUGAAUAACAGCCAGCCUAAAACCAACAAGACUACAGGCUUCAAGAUCAACUUCCUAACAGAGUUGAGCACAACUAAAACAGUGGAUGGGAAGUCGACAUUUCUGCAUAUUCUGGUCAAGUCCUUAUGUCAACACUUUCCCGAAGUGUUGGAUUUUUCCAAAGAUCUAACUAUGGUUGCACCUGCAGCCAAAGUAAACCAGAGGACUAUCACGUCAGAUCUGAAUGACCUUCAUGCAACCAUCCGGGACAUUCGCUCAGCCUGUCAGAAGAUGCCUGCGACUGCCGAGGACCGUUUUGCUGUUGUCAUGAGUAACUUUUUGGAGAACAGUCACCCAGCAAUCCAGUCUCUGGAGUCGCUGCAACAGAGAGCAAUGGAAGAGUUCAGCAAAACGGCCUCUUACUUUGGGGAAGACGGCAAAGCCACCAACACUGAGGCCUUCUUUGGUAUCUUUGCUGAGUUCGUGAAAAAGUUUGAGAGAGCUCUGAGUGAUCAUCAGGCUGCAGAAAUCCCGAAGAGUCCUCGGAGUCCACGAAUGGCCUCCCCACUGGCCUGGUAACAUACACACACACACACAGUAUACACACAGACAUUCACAGACAUGCUGUAAACAUAUUCUGUACAUAUCUUGAACAUACACAACACUCAUUGCACAUUUUUGAGCAAAAAAUGUAUAAUGUAUGUAUGGUUUUUUUUUGGUUACAUUAAGUGAGACAGAAACUCUUUUGCAUCAUGUGUGCAUGUGUCCUUUUCAAAAUAAGAUUUUAUGCCUCAGACUUCUACAUAGUACACAACUUUUUCUGGCUGUCAAAAUAUCUGUACUGUGUAAGAGUUAGUUACUGAUUAACAUCAUAUAGUUCAUCCUAAUGUUUCCUUCUCUCAGCCUGAGAUUUGGUCACCUCUGUAAGUGCGCAAUAACGUCUCUACAGUAAAAUCUUUGUGAUGUGUGCUUGAAUAAGAUUUCAUCCUAAAAUAGAUGUUUACUUAAAAUAAAUACACUCACGGAAUCAGUUUUCCUAAUUGUUUACACGUUGUGUAUUUUUGUAAGCAGCCCACCACCCUGAAUGUGAAAUAAGUUCUUUACCGUUUAAGCGUAGAUUAUUUUCUCUAGUAAAUAAUCACUCACCUCAGAUUUCCCCAAUGAUGGAUGGUUUGAUUGACUGCAUCAUGUUUAUACAGAUUUUCUUUCUCUUUUCCUAAAUGGUGUUGCUCUUGUAUGAUACCUCUAAUGCCACCAUGAGACAAUGUAUGUGGGAUGUUUGGAGAAUUUUAACUGUUCUAAGGAUCCUUUUUAUUUAUUUGUAUUCAAGUCGGUGGUUGUUGUAGUGGGAUCUGACCUGGAGCUCAGAGUGGGCAGUGUGCAAUAUGUGAAAAUUCGGCUGAUAUUAAACUGUAACAGAGAUUUCUCUUGUUUGUACUGAACAAAAUGAGAGUGAAUGUCAUGAAGAUUUUAUGCUACAAUAUAUUAAGCACUUUUGUGUGUCGCCCAAAUAUUUAUUUCAUGGUGUUAUGCUGGACAAACUGAGCAGGAAGUUAUUCCACUGAGAGGACAGCCACGUCAUUAAGUUUAGUGUAAGACCUGUAGCAUUUUACAUGCGGCAGCAUUCAACUAGUAAAACAGACUUACCAGCUUCUCAGUUACACCAGUGCUUUGUAAAAAGUAAAGCUUCCUCUCCAGGUGAUAUUUUAAAAACUUAAGGUUAAGCUGUGCAGUUAGUAAAAGCUUUUCUCUGCUUAAAUUAGAGUCUGCAUUUUGUUUUGUGUCACAACAACGCUGACAAAUAAUAAUAAUGAUAAUAAAAGAGUCAUAUAAAAUCUAUAUCUGCCCGUGUUGUAAAGAAUCUGUUACGAAAAUGAUCUGUCAUGGUUGCUAAUAUGCCAAAUGAAAAUGUGUUUUACGGAGAAAUGAUACUGUAUGUACUAGUGUAUUAUUGGCAGUACAGAGGUAAUAACAUUAAAGUACUCUUGUUUCUACA